AUGACGUCAGUUCUCGUUGAAUACAUCAACGAUGGAGAGGCUGGAAGAGAUGGACAAAAUGGACACAGUGGAAGCAAUGGUAUGUCCGAUGGUGCUUCCGGUUCCAAUGGUGGAAAUGGUUCAAAGGGUGAGAGAGGUACCAAUGCUGGUACCAUCGAUGUUCAACUAUAUUCCACUCCUCAGAACCAGAUCAUGUUGCAAGCCAACUUUGGUGCAAAUGAGAGAUCAAGAGGUUUCCAAAAGACCGAUGUUAUGACCUUGGGCAAUGCAAAGAACCAGUUGGUGCUCAGCUCAAGGGGUGGUGACGGAGGUCAUGGUGGUGCCGGUGGAAACGGUGGUAAUGGUGCACAAGGCUAUCGUGGAAGAGAUGCCUCUAGAAGCAGCUCUGGUACCGAUGGUGGUCCAGGUGGUAAUGGUGGUCAUGGAGGCAAUGGUGCCGAUGGAGGUAACUCUGGUAGCGGUGCCAACACCACCAUUCACAACAGUGAGCCCGACAUGGAUCUUCUGAUGGUGCUCAAGCAAAGAGUUGGUAACACAGCAGCCGGUAACCCAGGUCACGGUGGUUCGCGUGGUGCCGGUGGCUACGGAGGUGAUGGAGGUUGGGGUGGUUCAUCCUACUCCUGGUCCGAGGAGCGUUACUACACCGACAGUGAGGGCAACCAGUGCUCAACAUCAGAGUCAUUUACCAACCCAGGUGGUUACAAUGGUCCAUCCGGUUCGAAUGGUUCAGAUGGCCACUCUGGAAGUGAUGGUCAUUCAGGUGCCGAUGGUGCCUUCACCAUCAGUCUCAAGAUGAACAAUGGUCAAGUGUUCCAAUAUCGCUCACCAUACAACCUCGAGGUCAAGAAGAUCGACUACUGCGACACCAUUGGUUAUGGCAUCAUUGAGCCAGACUCUGAUGUCAACCUGUCCGUUACACAUACCAAUGUUGGAGGCAUGCCCACACCCUCCGUCCAGACCAUCCACUCGUACGUCUCAAACAAUGAGUGGGUUGUCUGUGAGAUCAACAACAGAGUGCCAAUGAAGAAGUGGAUCAACUCCGGAGAGACCACUGCAUUGACCCGUCCCAUCGUCUACCACGUCAAGGACUUCCGUCAGCAGUUCCCCCUCCCCAGAGAGCCAUGGACAUCCGUCGGAAAGAUGGAGCAUCAGGCAUUGGUCGAGCGUGUCAAUCAGACAUUCGCCAACGUUGCCAAGAGUGUACAUAACUUCACAAUCGAAUACCCAGUCCAGGCAUCAUUGAUCAAGGGUCUGGACAGUGUGGAGUUGGGCGAUGAGGCACCAAUCCUCUUCACCCUCUGGAACAAGUCCAAGCAUGGCGUUGGCAAUGAGAUCCAGUCCGUCCUGAAGCAAUCACCAACUAGAAUUUUGUUCACCCGCCUCAACAUCCAUCUGAAGGCACAGGGAGGCACGACCACCCUUGCCCCAUCAGACUUUUGUGUCAGAGAUGCCAAUGGCGUCGUGUUCAAGAACCCAGAGCGUGGAUUGCAUGCCAACGCCCCCGCCCUUCAGCCAAACAAGCUCAACUCGUUUGCCUCCACACUUCAAUUUGUCAACCCAGAGACCAAGCCAUACACUCGUGUCCUGGUGGAGUCUGUCCUCUACCUUGGCCACGUCAAGGACAUGAUGAAUGCCCAGCCAAUCCAGUCGCGUCCAUUCGAGAUCCAGUUGUCAGAGGGAUACAAGAGCAUAGAUGCCGACGUGUUGUUGAUCACCAACAAUCAAACAGAGUAUGGUGAGGUCGAGGCCUGGAGAGCUCUGUGUAGUGACCUCGGCUACAACACUGCCGUAUGGAACGUCAACCUCUACAAGGAUCUCAACCUUGCACACGUCAAGAGCAAUGGCAAGUCAUUGAUGGACGAGUUUGUUGGCAAGAACAUCAUCUUCCUCAACAACACCUUUGUCCGUGACGAGCGAAGAUACGAUGCCGUUGGCUUCUUGCGUGCCAAGGAGUUGUUUGCCGCUGCCAAGUUCCGUGGUAUCCACACUCUGGUCGUCGGUUCAAGAGGCUGCAACAUGCAGUUGGAGUUGGUGCCUGCCGUCGGUGCCGACAAGAUGGUAUCGAUCAGUUACUUCAAGAGUCCAGAGGAGUACACCCGUGCCCUCAAGAGACGUAUUCUCCAAGGACCAGGUUCAGCUCUGCCCCUGCCAGCCACCACCACUCCUACACUGUCCUCGAUUGUCAUGGUGGACAAGAAGCAGCGUUUCGUUGCACUUCACUCACCAAUCCACACACUGUGUGUCUACUCUCACCACCACGAUGUCUACCCAUCCGAGACCAUCUACUUGGACACUUUCAGCAUCUCGGACAUUGGCGAGGACUCCUUUGAGCUCAACCUUACCAAGCUCGACAAGAAGUAUAUCAUCAAGACUUGCACUGACAAGAAGGUACCAGAGAAGAUCAACUCAUUGGACCCAAGAAUGAACUGCACCUUUGAUCUGCGUCUGUUGAAGGAUACUCUGCGCGCAGUCACCACACCAACCAUCACUCAGGUUGACAAGAAGAAGGAGGGCAUCCUCGAGAUGAGAAAGGGAGACUCUGGUUCCAAGAGCUACACCAAGCGUUUCAUCAUCUUCAAUGGCAAGGAGCGCACCAUCACCAAGUUUGACGUCAAUGGCAAGGAGCAACAGCAGCCAAAGACCAAGAAGGUGUACUCUCUGAACCGUUUCGCCGUCACCAUUGGCAACUACUUUGGUAAUGAGUCGAGCAAGGACCAUGCCACCACCUUCCAGAUCGUCACCUCUGACAAGAUCAUCUUCUUGAGAGCCAAGACCACUCAGGAUAGAGAGGAGUGGAUUAACGAGCUCUCUGUGUUGCCAACAGUUGAGAUCACUCAGGUGUACCGUGAUCCAUCGGUGGCCCUCAAGCAGAAGAAGGGACUCUCACCAGAUCGUUCCAACGGCAACUUGAAGGACGAGAAGGCCAACGGCAUGCAGGAGUUCUACCCAAUCAACAUCAUCCCAGUGAAUGAGCGUUACAUCUUCACCAAGCCCAAGGACAGAGAUCUUGAGCAGAUGGCCGUCAAGUUGAACAAGCAACUCAAGAACCGUUUCCCCAACCAGAGAAACAUCGUGGUCUAUGACCAAAAGGUCUCCAAGACUGAGAAGUUCGCCACCUACUACCUGGGCACUUUGGAGGUGCACCGUUCCCUGGACACCACCACUCCACACAUCGUUCAGAUCAACAUUGAGAACGACUUGGCCAUCCAUGAUCCAAACGCCAUUCGCUCCUACCCAACGUUGUACAACGUGCUCAAGACACUGGACUUCUCUCAGAAGCUCACCAUCCUAAAUGACAAGGUACUCAAGGUGACCGGUGCCACACCAAGAAGCGAGCCAUACAUCUCCAAGUUUGACAUGUGUGGAUUGACUCUUCUGUCCAUCAUCUCUGAUAUUGCCGAGGAGCAGUUCCACUUCAGAGAGUCCAAGUGGCGUGACAAGGUCAGCUCAGAGAAGAUCUACUCGUUCAUCAGAACAUUGAUCCAGAUCAAGACCUUCAACUUUGUUGAGCAGCGUGGAUGUGACACUCUGUUGGGCGACAUCAUCCUCGAGAUUGGUGCUCAUCUCAGCAUCAUGAAGUCAUGCUACACAUCCUUGGCCGAUAAGUUGCUCCCACACAGACGUUCAAAGGCUGUGAACAAGGGAGUGAAGCGUCUCUAUUGGGAGAUCAUCAUGAUCCACAUUCUUGGAUACGACAUUGCCAAGGCCGAGAGCACUGACUUUGGAAAGCUUGACUCUGCCUUUGUCAAGUCGGUCAAGGUCAAGAUCAACGCCAAGGUUGCCGCAUGGGAGGCCCACGCCGUCAAGUCGACACCCCAGUUUGUCUAUGGCUACCGCUACGAUGAGAAGAGCGGCGAGAAGAAGAAGAUUGCCAAGAACAAGGAUGUCAUCAUCGAGUGGUACCGCAAGCCUCACUUCUCCAACUCAAUCAUCGACACCACUGUCAUUCCCGAGGUGGUCAUGAGCAAGGACAAGUUCCAUUCACUCAUUGCUGCUCCUCGUUCCAACGCCGUGUCCGAGACACGUGCCUGCUUCAACACCGAGAACGACAGAGUACAAUACGUCAACGACAUGUUUGUCCGUGAACUUGGACAGCCAGCCGCAGAGCUCCUCUCACACAGACUCACCGUCAAUGAGGUCGUCUAA
This is a messenger RNA of Acytostelium subglobosum LB1, 4146 nucleotides long. RefSeq lists its product as hypothetical. The record is from RefSeq and is a predicted model, not a curated record. The coding region runs from base 1 to 4146 and encodes 1381 amino acids. The transcript is spliced from 3 exons. Lineage: Eukaryota; Evosea; Eumycetozoa; Acytosteliales; Acytosteliaceae.